GUCGACGCCGGAGGAGCAGCAGCCGCCCUGCGUCCCGCCGAGUGGAGCAGGGCGGGACCGCAGUUUGCCCGCGGAGCAGCCGGAAGUGGCGGAGCCUUCCGGUGUGUGUGUGGGCGGGGGGGAGGGGGUGUGAGGUGCGACGCCGGCCCGGCGACGACGGAGAAGUUGUGAGGGAAGGUCGGUCGGAAGGUGUCGCCGCCGUUGCCGGUGCCCGGGCAAGGAGCGGGCAGGAGGAGGAGAAGGAGAAGCAGCACGGACGGCGACGCCCCCCUCUCCCCUCCGCCGCCGCAGCCCCGCUCCCCUCGGAGACGCCAUCAUGAAGAAGCAGUUCAAUCGCAUGAAGCAGCUGGCCAACCAGACGGUGGGCAGGGCGGAGAAAACUGAAGUCCUCAGUGAAGAUCUGCGACAGAUUGAGCGCCGUCUCGACAACGUGAGGUCCGUAUGCCACACUUCCUGCAAGAGGCUAGGCAUGUGUUUGCAUGGGCAGUCUGGAACAGAUGCAGAAAAGAGACAUAAAAAGCUUCCUCUCACUGCUUUUGCUCAGAAUAUGCAGGAAGGCGCUCUGCAGCUAAGCGAUGAAACUUUGCUGGGGAAAAUGCUGGAGACUUGUGGUGAAGCAGAAAAUAAGCUAGCAAUGGAGCUCUCUCACCAUGAGGUGCAGGUUGAGAAAGAUAUUUUAGAGCCACUGAACCUCCUCUCAGAGACGGAAAUCCCCAACAUUCAAAAACAGAGGAAGCAGCUUGCAAAACUGGUGCUGGACUGGGAUUCUGCAAGAGCCAGAUGGAACCAGGCCCACAAAACUUCAGCCACCAACUUCCAGGGGCUUCCGUCUAAGAUAGAUUCCCUCAAGGAGGAGAUGGAUGAAGCGGGAAAUAAAGUCGAGCAAUGCAAGGAUCAACUUGCAGCGGACAUGUAUAACUUCAUUUCCAAAGAAGGCGACUACGCCCGCUACUUUGUCUCUUUAUUAGAAGCACAAGCAGAUUACCAUAGAAAAGCAUUAGCAGUCUUAGAAAAGGUGCUCCCUGAAAUCCAGGCCCAUCAAGACAAGUGGAGUGAGAAGCCAGCUUUUGGGACUCCCCUGGAAGAGCAUCUCAAGCGCAGCGGCCGUGAAAUUGCCCUCCCAAUUGAGGCGUGUGUGAUGAUGUUGCUGGAAACCGGCAUGAAGGAGGAGGGCUUGUUCCGGAUCGCAGCUGGAGCUUCCAAGCUAAAGAAGCUGAAAGCCGCUCUGGACUGCUCCACCUCGCAGCUGGACGAGUUCUACUCUGACCCUCAUGCUGUGGCAGGUGCCCUGAAGUCUUACCUGAGGGAGCUGCCAGAGCCAUUAAUGACCUACGCCCUGUACGAAGAGUGGACGCAAGUUGCAAACAUACAAGACCAGGACAAGAAACUUCAGGACCUGUGGAGGAUUUGUCAGAAAUUGCCAAAGCACAACCUGGCCAAUUUCAGGUACUUAAUCAAAUUCCUUGCAAAGCUCGCUCAGUACAGUGAUGUUAACAAGAUGACGCCCAGCAACAUUGCCAUCGUGCUGGGCCCCAACCUCCUGUGGGCCAAGAAUGAAGGCUCCCUUGCAGAAAUGGCAGCAGCAACAUCCGUGCAUGUGGUAGCAGUUGUGGAGCCGAUUAUCCAGCAUGCCAACUGGUUUUUUCCUGAAGAGGUGGAUUUCAACGUGUCGGGAGCCUUUGUGGCACUGCCUGCGGUGAAUUCGAAUCACCUGCACACAGGGAAUGACUACGACUCGGGGACCUUGGAGCGGAAGAGGCCCAUCAGCAUGGCCGUGAUGGAUGGGGAGCAGCUGAGGAAGGAAGGCUAUGGUGUCAAGGUUAUGGACUUCCAGGCGAUCCCCAGGAGAGGUGGCACUAUAAGUAGAAAGCACACAGCCCCAGCUUUCCAGCCACCACUUCCGCCCACUGAGGCUGGCCCGCUGGCACAGGCCACAGCGGAGCAGCACCCACAGGGCCCUGGGGCUGAGCCCGCCCCCUUGGGUGCUGCAUCCGUCCCCCUUCCCGGCCCAGCAGAGCAGUCCCAAAGCCAAGGCGCUGAGGACGGCAGCAGUUCAAAACCAAAGGACCCCACGACUCCCCCGCCCACGAGGAAUGGGGGGCAUGGAAGUGCUGCUCAGGCCUACCCACAGCCCAGCGCUGGCAACAGCCAGCUCUCCGUGGGACAGUCGCAAGUCUCUGCGGGGCCCAGUCCACAUGCCGUCAGGCGAGCCGUGAAGAAGCCUGCCCCAGCCCCUCCAAAGCCAGCCAACCCACCUCCCGGGCAGCCAGGGAACCAAAGUGCCCCCUCCGCCCCUCAACCGCCCUCUGUUUCCCCAAAGCCCCCCACUAGAAGCCCUUCUCCCCCCAGCCAGGGAGUCCCCCAGCCCAGCCCUGUCCCAUCCCAGUGCUCUGCCCCCCGACGGUACUCCAGCAGCCUCUCUCCCAUCCAGGCCCCCAGCCACCCGCCUCCCCAGCCCCCCAUGCAGACAGUGGCCACUCCUCCUCUCCAGCCGAAAGCCAACACUCCCAGCUCUUCCCCGCCUGGGUCUGAGCCCAGCCUGGAGCAGCCCUCGCCCACUCCUCCCCACACGCCCACGCCCCCCGACACCCCACCCCUGGAGAAGCACAACCCUGCAGUCGCCUCCCCAGCUCCUCAGCCCCUCACCCAGGAUGCUCCGCCAGCUCAGUCGCCGCCUCCUCAGAUGGGCACGUUGCCCAGGCCAAGGCCUGUGCCCAAGCCGAGGAACCGGCCCACCGUCCCCCCUCCACCGCAUCCUCCAGCUCCUCACCUAGCCGGAGACGGUCCUCUUCCUGGUCCCCCUUCAACGGCAUCCCGCAUCGUGACUGACUCUAAUUCCAGUAUUCAAGAGCCACCACGAGGCCUCCCUGCUGCGGAACUUCCGACGGAGUCGUCAGCUUUGCCAAACCAGAGCUCCCACAACCACCUUGUGCUCGACAUCAAUCACGAUACCGAAAGCACCGCUUUAUAAACGAAAGAAACCACUCCAGGGCCGCAGCUGCUCCUGCCCCAGCGGGAACCUCACCAGUCAAGGCUCUACAGUGAGGAGCUUAUGGAAAUCGAAAGAUGGGG
Podarcis raffonei (Aeolian wall lizard) is the source of this 3072-nucleotide messenger RNA. RefSeq names its product Rho GTPase activating protein 17 (gene ARHGAP17). NCBI's taxonomy places the organism in Eukaryota, Metazoa, Chordata, Lepidosauria, Squamata, Lacertidae. The record is from RefSeq and is a predicted model, not a curated record. The coding region runs from base 317 to 2971 and encodes 884 amino acids. Gene Ontology annotation, biological process: signal transduction; regulation of Rac protein signal transduction; regulation of actin cytoskeleton organization. Gene Ontology annotation, cellular component: intracellular anatomical structure; cytoplasm; cytosol. Gene Ontology annotation, molecular function: protein binding; GTPase activator activity. The transcript is spliced from 20 exons.